This is a messenger RNA of Apaloderma vittatum (bar-tailed trogon), 2404 nucleotides long. RefSeq names its product pogo transposable element with ZNF domain (gene POGZ). NCBI's taxonomy places the organism in Eukaryota, Metazoa, Chordata, Aves, Trogoniformes, Trogonidae. The record is from RefSeq and is a predicted model, not a curated record. The annotation marks the transcript as partial. Gene Ontology annotation, molecular function: RNA polymerase II cis-regulatory region sequence-specific DNA binding; DNA-binding transcription factor activity, RNA polymerase II-specific. Gene Ontology annotation, biological process: regulation of DNA-templated transcription. The transcript is spliced from 17 exons.
AUGGCGGACACGGACCUCUUUAUGGAAUGCGAGGAGGAGGAGCUGGAGCCGUGGCAGAAAAUCAGCGACGUGAUUGAAGAUUCUGUGGUCGAGGAUUACAACUCGGUUGAUAAAACCACUACGGGUAAUUCCCUAUUCCAGGCUAGAGGUUCUCCACUCAUCCUCACCCAGAACCCCACCUCGGGCCUGGGCACGAUGGUCACUCAGCCGGUGUUACGCCCCGUGCAGAUCAUGCAGAACGCCAACCACGUCACCAACUCCCCGGUGGCCAGCCAGCCCAUCUUCAUCACGACCCAGGGAUUUCCCGUGAGGAACGUGCGGCCUGUGCAGAAAACGAUGGACCAGUUGCAUUCAGUUGUUACCGCGCAAAGGAUGGACUUUGGUUACUUGAUGCGCCUUGUUUGUUCGUUUGUUUCUGAAGCCCCAGGUACCCAGUUUGUUAAACCGGCCGUUGGCGUUCCUCAGGUGUUCUCUCAAAUGGCCCAGGUGAGACCGGGUACGACCAUGCCGGUCCGACCCACCACCAACACUUUCACUACGGUCAUUCCGGCCACGCUCACCAUCCGGAGCACUGUUCCGCAGUCCCAGGCCCAACAGCAAAGUAAGUCCACUCCCAGCACCUCCACAACUCCUACUGCACCGCAGCCAGCAGCACUGGGACAGUUAACUGUGCAGCAGCCAGGGCAGUCCAGUCAAGCUACUAACCCCAAAUUAGUGAGUAUUGCGAGCUUGGUGACUGUAAAGAGACCUGGAGUGACUGGUGAGAACAGCAAUGAGGUUGCUAAGCUAGUGAAUGCUCUGAACACCAUUCCUUCGUUAGGACAGAGCCCUGGCCCGCUGGUGGUUUCCAACAGCAGCCCCGUGCACGGUUCCCAGAGAUCGAGCGUGUCCGAGUCGUCCUCCUCGUCGUCGUCGUUGAAAGUCAGUUCAUCUCCUAUUCCCACGUUUGAUUUGCAAGAUGGUGGCAGGAAGGUCUGCCCGAGGUGCGACGCUCAGUUCCGAGUGACCGAAGCUUUAAGAGGCCACAUGUGUUACUGCUGCCCUGAAAUGGUUAAAUUCCUCAGGAAAAGAAAAUCUCCAGAAUCUGAACCAAAUAUUCAAUCUGCAAAGCCUCCGUCUCCAGAAAAAACUACAGCUGUUGCUUCACCACCCUCUUCUACUCCCAUCCCUGCGCUGUCCCCGCCUGCUAAAGCUCCAGAGCCAAGUGAAAACGUAGUUGACUCAUCCCAAAGUAAGCUCAUUAUGUUGGUAGAUGAUUUCUACUAUGGCAGAGACGGUGGCAAAGUGAACCAGCUCCUCAACUUCCCCAAGGUUCCGACUUCCUUCAGGUGUCCGCACUGCACCAAGAGGCUAAAGAACAACAUACGGUUUAUGAACCACAUGAAGCACCACGUGGAGCUGGAUCAGCAGAACGGAGAGGUGGAUGUCCACACCAUCUGCCAGCACUGCUACCGACAGUUCUCCACCCCGUUCCAGCUACAGUGUCACUUAGAGAACGUCCACAGUCCCUACGAGUCAACAACAAAGUGCAAGAUCUGCGAGUGGGCCUUCGAGAGCGAGCCGAUGUUCCUGCAGCACAUGAAGGACACUCACAAGCCCGGGGAGAUGCCCUACGUGUGUCAGGUGUGCCAGUACCGCUCGUCGCUCUACUCGGAGGUGGACAGCCACUUCCGCAUGAUCCACGAGGACACGCGGCACCUGCUCUGCCCCUACUGCCUCAAGGUCUUCAAGAACGGCAACGCCUUCCAGCAGCACUUCAUGCGGCACCAGAAGAAGAGUGUUUACCACUGCAACAAGUGCAGGCUCCAGUUCCUCUUUGCCAAGGAUAAAAUCGAACACAAGCUGCAGCACCACAAAACUUUCCGAAAGCCCAAACAAUUGGAAGGAUUGAAACCUGGAACCAAGGUGAGAAAAAUCACGUUGACAGCAAGUCUCUGGCCCCGUUUCCUCGGGGAAACACCCGUGGCCUCUGUGUCGGUGGCUGGCGUGGGGCAGGAAACCGCGCCGCUGUCGUCUUCUGCCGACCCCCAGCCCAUCUUCCUGUACCCGCCCGUCCAGAGGAACGUCCAGAAGAGAGCGGUCAAAAAAAUGAGCGUCCUGGGGAGGCAGACCUGCCUGGAGUGCAGCUUCGAAAUCCCCGACUUCCCAAACCACUUCCCCACCUACGUGCACUGCUCGCUGUGCCGCUACAGCACCUGCUGCUCCAGGGCUUACGCCAACCACAUGAUCAACAACCAUGUUCCUCGGAAGAGUCCAAAAUACUUGGCUUUGUUUAAAAACUAUACUGCCUGUGGUUUAAAGCUGUCGUGUUCCUCUUGUCUCUUUGUAACAUCCGAGGGUGAUGCGAUGGCUGAACAUCUGGUCUUCAAUCCUUCGCAUGAGUUUAGUAACAUUAUUUUCCGAG